UUAAUCUACAUCUUGCUGGAGGCUAGCAGGGUUGGACCUUUGGGCUGUUCUACGCGUGUACCGGCAGUCGGGGGAAUUGUAUUGGCUUGAAAUUGCUUUGUACCGCGCUACAGUCAUGCCUCGUUUUAUUAGCCAAGCGUGGUUGCUGCAGACAUCCACGAUGCUCUGGCGUGCGAGAUGCACUGAAGUUAAAUGCCAGUGAGAUCAUGCCUGUGGACACGCAAAUUACUAUCAACGACCACAGGUCUUAACGACGAGCGAUGGUUCACUGGCCGUCAUUACGUGCAACGUGAACUGUGUUGCCUCAGUCAGAGUGUGACGAUGUGUGUCACGUUAUACAUAGGCUAGCUCUCGCCCGCUUUGGGGGAUAUUGGCCGAUUCCAAAGGUGGCCUUUGCAACGAGAGACAGCAAUGCGUGAAUGGUGGGCGCCGUUAUCUUUCACGAUUCACCAGAACGAGACCACCUCCGUCUGGGGGAGGCGAAGAGGUGAGAGGCCGACCAAUCCGGCUUCGGCCGGCAACCUCGUGGCUCUACCGAUCCUGCUGCUGGUCCUGGGCAUGCCGUCCCACCACCGCGAGGGAUACCUGUGGCUGUGCGCUGCGGGCACGGUGAGCGAGUACCUCCAGGAGAACUCCACCCGGGGGAGCGAGCUGGACGGUUACGCCCCACCGCCCCAAGUCGCCACCAGCAGGGGCAGGCUUCUCCCGACCAAUUUGGUAGGGGAUGUUUCCAAGGUGCCUUCGGUACGCGAGUCCAACAGUGCGAUUUACAAUAACGCUGAUAAUAUGCAAGACGCCUUACGGGGCAGCAGCGCGCGACAUGGCGCUAAUGACGGUUCGCAGAUACAUAUUUUCAGGAGAAAAUCUCCAAGUAAGACACGGAGGAAUCGCCGAGGGGCGGCCGACCCCGCUAUGCCCACAGUAUCACCCACCUAUUGGACAGCACAGCCCACACAAGUUUCUUCGGAGCAAAGUCUGUUUUUCCGAACCGUUGAUUCUUUCACCCUUGUGCCUGAUGCACGCAAGGCAAGUAUGCAGUUUCAUUCCGAUUCCGGAACAAGUUAUGCAAGAACUAGCGGCAGUCUACCGCCGACUACGCCCAUCCUCGAGGAAGCCACAUCACACCCAUGGCAGGGGGGUCUUUCUAGCCGGCCAAAUUAUUCCGCCUCCCCUUCCCUCCCAGCCGGCAUGUCCUCUGCACACCCAUCAAAACCCAGCCAUACCCCUACGCGUUGGUCAACCUCAGCCACCCUGCCGACCCCGGCGACGGAUCUCGCCGACGUCACGCCAGCUCCCCGGGAGACCAUGGAGGAGACGACCGUCGCUACUCAGCAUGACUCGAAAAUGCCGGGAACGAGUACAUCAAGCCCGUUGUCCACGGUCGGAAAUGUCGUCUCGGGCUCUUUUCAGCCCGGGACCGACCUCGCCAGAGCUCCCGCGACCCAGGGGGAAUUGUCAGCGGAAACGCAAGCUACAAUGACUCCGCACGCGCCUUCCACCGAGGUGCUUUUUAACAACUCCGUUACAUCAACGACACGAGCGGGAGUCGACCUCGAGGGUCCUCAAGGAGGCGGUGCUGAGGGCCCAAAGAACAAGCAGAGCAACGAGAGAGUUUACACGAUCGUGACUCGGAUCAAAACCCAGCCGUCAAUUCUGAUCAUCAUGCCGUGCCUCGUGGGACUGGCGCUGCUCGGCCUCGUGGCGGCGGGCAUCAAGCGUUGCGUCCUCCAUCGACGGCUGGCCCACAUGGUGGAGCUAGUGGACCCGGAAAAGUUGAAGCAAGAUAAGGGGUACACCAUAGAGAAUCCCAUGGUUAAAACCAGACGCUCCUACCUCGAACGGCAGAUGGACCGGACUCUCCGGAAGGUCAACAAAACGGAGAGCACCAACAGCAGCAACAGCAGCCGAAACACAGCCAACAGCAAGAGGGACGCCAAGGUGCACAUGGAGAUAGCCACCAUCUCCGACGGCUCACUGCGCCGGCCAGGCCGGCCGCUGCACCGGUCAGCCUCGGAGAGGGUAGCGCCCACGUGGCGGAGGAGCAGCGCGGGGUACACGCCGUCCUUGCGGGCCGAGUGCCGCUGCUGCUGCCGCUGCGCGGUGUGCGGUCGGAAAGGCCGCCCUCUCCGAAACGGCAGCGUGCCACUGGAGUCCAGCACCGCGACUACAAGACUUUGAUAUAUAUAUAUGACUCAAGGGGUCUUCCAUCACUCUGUUUGGCCUCUGUCUCAGGUUUCGUCUGAAUGUUUACCCCUGACUUUAAGCUUAUUAGCUCAAUAAUAAGUCAGAUUGUGCCAAAAAACAUCGAACUACAGGCAACAGAGCCAAAGUUUCACUUUUAAUACUGUAUACCCCGGUUCUGGGAUCGAUUUUUGAGACGAGGCUUCAGACAGAAGUCAAGCUGAGUCUUUGAAAAACCGCCUUGAAUGCACGGCCCAGGCACGCCAUAAGAGGAGCCCUCUAUCGUCAGAAUUUGCGACAGAUGCGUGGGACUUUUUAUUUUCUUUUGUGCUAUUCAACGUGAAGAUCAAAGAUUCUAAUUGCUAUUUUUUUCUUCAACUUUUUUUACAUUUGAUUUUGUAAAUAAAAACCAAAACGAAUUAUGCAGUAAUAUAUUUUUCUACUCUCUUCAAGGUCUGUCAGUAGUGAUAUACAAUAUGUGAAAUCUACAAUUACUUUAAUGUGCCUGUUGAGGCGACAGUUGCAUUGCCAUUGGUACUCCAGGCCGAAAUGAAUUGGAGGAGAGUGUAUUUAAUAUCAAACUUUAUCAAAUACGGUUGCAACUGAUUCUCAUACUUUCAAUAAAGCAUACAUCUGAAAACUUGCCACCGAACAUGGUAGGCUGAACGGUUUCCUUUUCAGAUGUGACUUCUUGCCUGUAACUGAGUAUUCACGCCUGGAAUAUCUUGUCGACAUGUUGCAACUCACAGACCCGGGGCGGCAGAGGAGGGCCAUAAUCUUGGACCCAAAAUGGUCAAUAAUGUACGCCUUAGGUUCUCCCAAGUUCAGUGUUCUGGAUCAAACUAAUUUUAAAUUGGAUCGAGGUUCUGCAAUCAGAAUGAACUCGUUUUUUUGAACUCGGUCAGCUUAAACACCCAUCUUGAAUGGUGGAUGUACCCUCGUCGUUGGUGGCGCUGUAUACAGCGUGGACUUUAUAUAUUGUAGUUCCCUUCCAUCCCUUGUUUGUGGAGUACUUUACCUCUGCGUCGUUUCCAGCUUUGACUUCGUCUCUAAACCUCCAGACAAUUAGACAAAAAUAAUAACCUCUCCCAACAUUUCAAGAUGUGCUUUGCGUCGGGGAGAUGUAAACAUUUAAUAACAGUCUUUGGCCCCUUACACCGACCUAUAUUCAUGAGCGAGCUUGUAAUUUGUAAGCUCUCAGAUAAUCACCGAGCACACAGUGUUAUGAAUAUACUUCGGUGUAGGGGUAAACCCAGUUAUUAAAAAUUAAUUACUUUCCAAACAUUGCCUUCGUGGUCCCGGAGGUUUGAUUUAGUCGAGAAAGUGGAAAGGAUAUAGAGAGCUUAUUCAUCAAGUUGGAGGCCAAGGCGGUAAACGAAACUAGGUGCGGUCUACGUUUAUUUUGAGACCUGGUACGUUCAGCGGCUCUACGAAUGCCAGAAAGAAACAAAAAAUAGUGAAUGAGUGAACAUUCCAAUCAAUCUUGCGUUUGUAAUACGAUUAUAACAUCAACAAUGCUUUCAAAUAAACAACGAUUUACGAUGACGA
Messenger RNA from Acanthaster planci (crown-of-thorns starfish), 3729 nucleotides. RefSeq lists its product as uncharacterized. The record is from RefSeq and is a predicted model, not a curated record. Lineage: Eukaryota; Metazoa; Echinodermata; Asteroidea; Valvatida; Acanthasteridae.